Molecule: messenger RNA, 1159 nt
Organism: Magnolia sinica
Lineage: Eukaryota; Viridiplantae; Streptophyta; Magnoliopsida; Magnoliales; Magnoliaceae
Exons: 7
Coding region: 281-1012 (243 amino acids)
Source: RefSeq, a predicted model, not a curated record
CCCAAUUCGCUGCCUCUCUCUCACUGACUCUGUCUCUCUCUCGUUUGCUCCUUGCUCUCUCUCUCGACCCUCCUCUCUCGUUUGAUCCCUGCUCUCUCUCUCUCUCUCUCUCUCUCUCUAUUUCUCCCUCUCCCUCUCCAACAGCCCAUGCAUCAUCUCCCUCUCCCUCCUACCUAGGGUUUUGGCAAACCCUUUACCUAGUGUUUUCUCGUUCUAGCUCGCGCGUUGCAGGGGAGUCUCCACAAGAUCUCAGUUUGUUUGAGUUGCCUAAACAAUUUUCAUGGCAAAACGGAGAGCCAAGAAAACAAUUAAAGAACAACAUUCAACACUUGAGAGAGAUUCCAACAACACCCAGGAGGAGCUGCCAGCACCAGUUGAGAAGCAACUAUGUACGUUCAGCAAUCAUGAAGUGGAACGCCGAAUUACUGCCAUUCAGGCUAUUCGUGAUGCAGAGAUUGAGCACUUGCUGACUCAAUUACGUUUGCUUCGCUCCUACUUUAGCAAGGAACAAUUGGAAACCCCUGCCCUACAAUUUUUUGCAAAAAAUCUGCCUAGCUUGUCUGUGGUAAAAAAUGAAGAAGAUGGGCAGUUCGAACUGGAAUGGAAGUCUAAAGAUAAUAAUCCACCAAUUAGCUAUGAUGAUGAAAGAAAUGGGUGUGCAUCCUUUAUGCAGCGGACAUCCAUUGGAUAUCCUGAUUGCAGUGAUGCUUUCCCAGCUAUCAGCGGCUUUCAAUUUUCAAGUGAAGCAGUGAAAACAAACUUUUUGGAGGCUGCAAGCCUGCACAUCCAAGAUUUUGGUUUGGAGGAACUAUCACAGACUCAAAUGCUAGGAUUUCAAGAUGCUUUCCAAACUCCUGGGGUGAAUAGCCAAAGAUUAUCUGUUGGUGUGACACCAAAAACUCUAAGACUGCCCAAGAAUGGAGAGAUGCUUCUAUCUGUUCGUGGGUCUCCUCUUGGGGUGUACAGGGAAGAAGAUAACAUGGAAGCCAUACACGAGUCUGAGGAGGGUUGACAGGUUCUUAACCAUUUUCAAUUUCUAUCGGUGGAUUAAAGAUUGCUGUAAAAUCAAGAUGGGCAUUCAACGUCCUCUUGACAGUUAUGUACCAGUAACAACAUUGCAUUGCUGAUUAUGUGAAAAUUUGCUUUUGGUUCUUGUUCA